UCUCUGAAUGUAAACCUCUUUCCCUCGUUUUUUUUAGGGAGAGAAACUAGAGAGAGAAAGUUCCAACAUUAUAGGUUUUUCCAAAACCUAAAUUUGAGGAAACUUCGUACCUACGAGGUUACGAGGAUUGGUUGUUGUUGUUGUCCUUUUUUUGUUUUGAAAGAGUUUUUUUUUUGACGAGAAAGGUUGGGUGUUUUCAGUUGAGGAAGUAUUUUACUCAUGGGAAACAGUGAAGACGAGACAUCCAUUAAGAUUGAAAAGCCUUCUUCACCUCUAACACCUGAACAAAUCAAUCAGGCCAACCCGCCUAACUUUCAUGUCUAUCCUGAUUGGGCUGCCAUGCAGGCAUAUUAUGGGCCGGGAGUCAAUGUUCCAGCAUACUUCAACCCAGCUGUUGCUUCUGGUCACACUCCUCCCCCAUACAUGUGGGGGCCACCACAUCCUAUGAUGCCACCAUAUGGGCCACCUUAUGCAGCAUUCUAUUCACAUGGAGGGGUUUAUACUCACCCUGCAGUGGCUAUUGGGCCAAAUUCACAUGGUCAAGGAAUUUCAUCUUCACCUGCUGCUGGGACUCCUUCAAGCAUGGAGACUCCAACCAAAUUAUCUGGAAAUACUGAUCAGGGUUUUAUAAAGAAAUUGAAGGGAUUUGAUGGGCUCGCGAUGUCAAUAGGCAAUUGUAAUGCUGAGAAUGCUGAGCGCGGAGCUGAAAACAGGCUGUCACAGAGUGUGGAUACUGAUGGUUCCAGUGAUGGAAGUGAUGGCAAUACUGCAGGGGCUACAAGGAAAAGAAGCUAUGAAGGAACGCCUACUACUGAUGGAGAAGGGAAAACUGAGAUACAAGAUAGUCCGGUUUCCAAGGAGACUACAGCUUCCAAGAAGACGCUGGCAGUUACCCCCAUCAGGGUUGCUAGAAAUUUAGUUGGACCUGUAGUUUCUUCAGGUAUGACCACACCACCGGAACUGAGGAACCCUUCGACUGUUCAUUCGAAGACAUUUUCCACGAGUUCCCCACAACCUGGUGGAGUUUUGCCUCCAGAAACUUGGAUGCAGAAUGAUCGUGAGCUAAAACGUGAAAGGAGAAAACAAUCAAACCGUGAAUCUGCUAGAAGAUCCAGGCUGAGGAAACAGGCUGAGACUGAAGAAUUGGCACGGAAAGUUGAAGCCUUGACCGCUGAGAAUUUGUCACUUAAGUCAGACUUAAAUGAAUUGGCUGAAAGUUCUGAGAAUUUGAGGGUGGAAAAUGCUACAUUAAGGGAAAAACUGAACAACACUCAACUGGGACAAACUGAAGAGAUAAUUUUGAACAGCAUUGACAGCAAGAGGGCUACACCUAUAAGUACAGAGAACUUACUAUCAAGAGUUAAUAAUAAUUCCAGUUCUAAUGAUAGAUCAGCAGAGGAAGAGCAUGAUUUUUGUGAGCAAAAACCAAAUUCUGGUGCAAAGCUGCAUCAACUACUGGAUACAAAUCCUAGAGCUGAUGCUGUUGCAGCUGGUUGAAACCAGCAUUUGCACACUGGUUGAUCAUGUAGUUUUGGCAUAUUACGAGCCCAAAAUUACUGCUUACAGUUUUCAGAGGGAUGGAUCAGCUGAAUUUUUUGGAUCAAAAUCCAUCAAAACCAGAACUAAUUGGUUGCUUUUUGGUUUCUUAGGACUUUGAACUAUGAAAAGUUUGUAUAUUGAAGAGGAUUAGAAGAUUUAGUCUAGAGUUUUUAGAUAGGGUCGGUUGUUGAACCGUAUAUAAUUUUGGUUUGUGAAUUAAUGAUUGGUGUGAACCUUCUAAAUCUAAUGGUAUUUGAGUAAAGGCAUUCUGACUUUUUUGUUA
This is a messenger RNA of Lotus japonicus, 1822 nucleotides long. Its product is annotated as common plant regulatory factor 1-like. Gene Ontology annotation, molecular function: sequence-specific DNA binding; DNA-binding transcription factor activity. Gene Ontology annotation, cellular component: nucleus. Lineage: Eukaryota; Viridiplantae; Streptophyta; Magnoliopsida; Fabales; Fabaceae. Gene Ontology annotation, biological process: regulation of DNA-templated transcription. The coding region runs from base 220 to 1497 and encodes 425 amino acids. The record is from RefSeq and is a predicted model, not a curated record. The transcript is spliced from 13 exons.